This is a messenger RNA of Rhizoctonia solani, 1689 nucleotides long. Its product is annotated as Sugar (and other) transporter. Gene Ontology annotation, molecular function: carbohydrate:proton symporter activity. The transcript has 11 exons. Bases 1 to 1689 code for a protein of 562 amino acids. The record is from RefSeq and is a predicted model, not a curated record. Gene Ontology annotation, biological process: carbohydrate transport; transmembrane transport. Lineage: Eukaryota; Fungi; Basidiomycota; Agaricomycetes; Cantharellales; Ceratobasidiaceae. Gene Ontology annotation, cellular component: membrane.
AUGGCUGCCCGCGAUGUAAGCGGACAUAUGACCACCACCAAUUUCUGGAUGGGGACACUGGCCUGGUGUGGCCAGGAACACGGUCGUUCGGCAAACCCAUCCUGCCCUUCUCCAGCGGUGAGACUUCGAGCCUUCUUCCUCCCCCAGCUCUCGCCCCGCGAACCAGCAAGCGCCAUGGGUAAAGGUUACUCUCCCCGCAUUGCGGCGAACCCGUACAUCGUUGGUUCCUUCGCAUGCAUCGGUGGUGGUCUAUUCGGUCUGGACAUCUCGUCCAUGUCCGGGGUUUUGUCCAACCCCAGCUAUCUCCGCGUUUUCAACCACCCCGACAGUAAUGCUCAGGGUGCAAUGGUCGCUAGCAUGCCAGCAGGUUCUCUCUUUGGUGCAUUGACGGUGUCCUGGUUGGCCGAUAAGAUUGGCCGAAAGCGAGUCAUUCAAAUUUCUGGUCUCGUUUGGGUUGUCGGUUCGAUCUUACAGUGCGCUGCGGUGAACCGUGGUAUGCUCGUUGUUGGCCGUAUCAUCUCUGGUUUCGCUAUUGGUCUUGCUUCGUCGACCGUGCCCCUCUACCAAUCGGAAAUCACUCCUCCGGCUAUCCGUGGUCGCAUGGUCUCUCUGCAACAGUGGGCUAUCACUUGGGGAAUUCUGAUCCAGUACUUUAUCCAGUUCGGCUGCUCUUACAUCGAUGGCGUUGCUUCUUUCCGCAUUCCCUGGGGUCUCCAGCUUAUACCUGGUCUGAUCCUCUCAAUCGGCAUGACGUGGUUCCCAGAGUCUCCUCGAUGGCUCAUGGACCACGACCGGUACGACGAAGCACUGGAGGUGCUGUCCGACGUUCACGGGCACGGAGAUCCCAACGCCGAGCUUGUGCAGCUAGAGUACAACGAGAUCAGGGAGGCAGUAGAGUUUGAGCGUAAAGAAGGAGCCAAGAAAUGGUCAGACUUGUUGAGGCCGGGUGUAUUCCGUCGCGUGGUACUGGGAACGUCGCUGCAGAUGUGGUCUCAGCUUACGGGUAUGAACGUGAUGAUGUACUAUGUUGUAUACGUGUUCGAAGGUGCUGGUAUCGUUGGUCGUCGCGGCAACCUGAUCGCAUCGUCGGUACAGUACGUCCUGAACGUGGUUGCGACCAUCCCUGCGAUCAUCUUCAUCGACAAGUGGGGUCGUCGCCCAAUGCUUCUGAUCGGUCUCGCAUUCAUGUCGUUCUGGCUGUUCCUUGUCGGUGGUCUUCAGGGCGGAUACGGAAACUGGGGAACCUCGACCACGGGUGACCGUGUAUGGGUGAUCGAGGGACACGAUAGCGUAACAAAGGGGAUCAUCGUGUGCUCGUACCUAGAUCUUCCCGCUGCGUGUGCGUGCCAAGGGUCAAUCGUUGUCGACGGCCACGAACUGGAUCUUCAAUUUUGCGCUUGCAUGGGCCGUCCUCCUGGUUUCGCUACGAUCUCGUACAAGACAUACUUUAUCUUUGCGACCUUCAACGCCGCUGCGUUUAUCCAUGUGCUGUUCAUGUACCCGGAGACCAAGGGACGUACUCUGGAGGAGAUCGAAGAGAUCUUUGCCCAGGGCCACACGUUUGCCGCCUGGAAGAUCAAGAACGACGUGGGCCACAGGACCCUUGCCCAGGUCAAGGGCGCCACCCAGCACGAGCAAUCGAGCGACGAGAAGAUUGCGCAUGUUCACGACGAGAAGGCGCAUGUCUGA